Messenger RNA from Monosiga brevicollis MX1, 1545 nucleotides. RefSeq lists its product as uncharacterized. Gene Ontology annotation, biological process: amino acid transmembrane transport. Gene Ontology annotation, molecular function: amino acid transmembrane transporter activity. The record is from RefSeq and is a predicted model, not a curated record. NCBI's taxonomy places the organism in Eukaryota, Choanoflagellata, Craspedida, Salpingoecidae. Gene Ontology annotation, cellular component: vacuolar membrane. The coding region runs from base 1 to 1545 and encodes 514 amino acids. The transcript is spliced from 6 exons.
AUGGCUCAUGGGGGCGGCAAUGAAGCGGAGGCCGGCAACUACGUGGAGCUGAGUCGCAUUGGUGAGGAGGACCCGUACAUGGAGGUCCACGGCUCUGUGCCUUUGUUGGGGGCCGAGGUUGAGAGCGAUGACGAUGCUCCCUUUGGGUAUGCUGCCGCUGGUGUUCCCGAGCUGGAUGGCAACGAUGAUUUGAUGGGUGGGGCAAGUGGAGGUCGUCCCAACCUGGCCCUCCACCAUGGCACCAAUUCCAUGUGGGCCACCGCCAGUACCAUCGUCUCCAACAUGAUUGGCGUGGGCGUGUUGGGCUUGCCAGCUGCUCUGGGCGCCUUGGGAUGGCCCUUGUUUAUUAUAAUUCUUAUUGUCAUGACAGUCCUUAGCUCUUAUUCGGCUCUCAUCCUUGGGUGGCUCAAAGGGACGGUAACAUCACUGCGUGGGUAUCCUGACUUGGCUCAGGAUGCGGCCAAGUCCCACGGACCCAAACACGCCAAGUUUUUUCGCCGAAUCACCCAGUGCAUUCUUUUUGCUUAUCUACAGGGCGCGUGCACCCUCUACCUCAUCACCAUGAAGUUGGCUCUGGAGACGGUGUUUGAGCGUUGCCCGGCGGACCAGGGUCCGCCCAAGCUGACGCCGCACGGCGCCCAGUGCGAGCGUCCCGCCUGCUCGCACCGCGGUGUUGUGGAUCUGCCAGAUAGCAUCUGGCUCUUGGUCGCGGUCGUCAUUCUCUUCCCUUUUGUGCACUACCGUGACCUCUCGCGCAGCUCCUGGCUCUCCUUUGUGGGUGUGGGCACCAUCUUGAUUGUGGACGUGGUCAUUAUGAUCCGUUGCAUCCAAAAAAUUGCGUCCGACGACGCGCCCAACUUUGACCGCGAGUGGGACACGCGCAGCGUUGUGAAUGCCCUCACCACCAUGGUGUUUGCGUUUGGAGGCCACGCGCUCAUCCCGGACAUUUUGUCGGAAAUGCGUUUUCCCAAAGACUUUAGCCUCGCUGUCUACUGGUCCCAGGGAUUCAUGUUUGUUAAUUAUCUGCUGGUUGGCUGCCUGGGCUAUGCGGCCUAUGGUGCGGACGUUCAGUCGCCCAUCACCUUGAGCCUUCCCCGUGAUGGGGUCGACAUUUUCAACAACAUUUGUCUCCUUCUCCACGUGGGCGUAGCAUAUUGCAUCAACUCGACGGUGUUUGUGCGCAACAUCUGUGACACCAUUUGGCCAGGCUUCUUGUCCGAGCCCCACCUGGAACGGACCAAGCUGCAGCGGUGGAGCGCCUUGUCGGCGGGCGUGCUGCUGCUCAGCUUUUUCAUCUCAGUCAUCCUGCCCUACUUUUCAGACCUGAUGGAUGUCAAUUCGGCCAUCAGCCUCUUUGCCCUCUCCAUCUGGCUCCCCGCCACACUCUUGAUCAUGAGCCAGCUGAAUCGCAUGACAGUCUGGCUCAUCAUGUUCAACGCGCUGUUAGUUCUCUUGGGGGUGGUGGGCUCGCUGAUGGGUCUUUGGGCGGCCAUGGAUGACCUGGUCGACAAGCUCGGCCACUGUCGCAUCAACUUUGGCUAUUGA